UCUGUUUGAGCAAACACAUUUUUCUUUUCUUAGGAUCAUCGGCUAUUUGGAGUUUCGACUGCUACAGAUUUGUUCCGUCUUCGAGUUACGAAAUCAUGAUACAUUUUGUGCUUCUAGUUAGUCGGCAAGGAAAGGUUAGGCUCACCAAAUGGUAUUCGCCUUAUACACAGAAGGAAAGGUCUAAGGUUAUACGUGAACUCAGUGGAGUGAUUCUGAACCGAGGUCCCAAGCUCUGCAAUUUUGUUGAGUGGAGAGGAUACAAAGUUGUCUACAAAAGAUAUGCAAGCCUCUACUUCUGCAUGUGCAUUGAUCAGGAGGACAACGAGUUAGAGGUCCUUGAGAUAAUUCAUCACUACGUUGAGAUUCUCGACCGCUAUUUCGGAAGUGUGUGUGAACUCGAUUUAAUUUUUCACUUCCACAAGGCGUAUUACAUAUUGGAUGAGCUCUUGAUUGCCGGGGAACUCCAAGAAUCAAGCAAGAAAACAAUAGCCAGGAUUGUAUCAGCCCAUGAUCAAGUGGUGGAAGCUGCAAAAGAGGAGGCUGGUUCGAUAAGCAAUAUAAUCGCUCAGGCUACUAAAUAGUUUCUUUCAUCUUCUAUCCACGGUUAAAACAUGUUUCCUGUGCGGCUGCUAUAGUAAAAUGUUUUGAGGAAUCUUGAUCCAAUCUUUUUUCUCCUGAGGGUAUUUUUUUAUUUUUUUUGUCUUAAACCACAAGUAUGGAUGCUAGACUAUGUUUUGUUCGAACAAGUUUAUAUAAAUUUA
Eutrema salsugineum is the source of this 761-nucleotide messenger RNA. RefSeq names its product AP-1 complex subunit sigma-1. Gene Ontology annotation, biological process: intracellular protein transport; vesicle-mediated transport. NCBI's taxonomy places the organism in Eukaryota, Viridiplantae, Streptophyta, Magnoliopsida, Brassicales, Brassicaceae. The transcript has 6 exons. Gene Ontology annotation, cellular component: membrane coat; intracellular membrane-bounded organelle; AP-1 adaptor complex. The record is from RefSeq and is a predicted model, not a curated record. Gene Ontology annotation, molecular function: clathrin-cargo adaptor activity. The coding region runs from base 96 to 581 and encodes 161 amino acids.